GCAAAAAAACAAAAGUACCACCGUUGUUCAACAAGUAUAGACGAAGACCAACCCGACCCUCUGAGUAUGUCGACCAAACCAGCAGCCAAAGGAAAGAACUCCGCGAAGAAGAGAAACUUUCGCCGCCGGUCCGGACAGCAGCAGAUGGAUGCCACUGAUCCCCGUCGAGAUGCCCGCUUGGGGUCUCUUUCGCAGGACGAGUAUUCCUCGCUGGCUAGCGCGCUGGCCAGGUUAGGCCAAAGAGUUCAAUGCAGACAGUUAGCAAUACCACUAACAGUAACUACGCGUGGAGUAGGAGUUGCAACCGCGAUAGCGUAUGACCACGCAGCAACCACUUGGGACGUUGAAAACAUUCGUACGAUUCUCACGAUCCACCAAAUGUAUCGAGUCCAUCUGUGGCUCGUAUACUACAAAGUGUACCUGGCUCAAAAGGCUCUGGUUGUACCGCUUACCAGUUUUACCGCUUUAGAGCAUAUCUUCAUCGCUCAUGACUUCAGUGAUACAAUCCGCAGAAUCACCGAGGCCCCAUCCAUGAUUGUGAUGAUCCUCGAUUGCAUCGGAAAGAUCGAGACCCAAGACAACAUAUACCACAUGGGAUUCGGUCGCGCUCAAAAUGAAACCCUCGAGUAUCGAUGCCUUGUGCAGACGCCGGUGAACCUUCGCGCAACGCUAGACAUGCUUGCGGCCGCCGAUACUCCUGAAGCUGAUCGCCAGGCGUUUAUCGCAGCAAAUAGCAUCCCAGGAGCUCGUUACGAAAACAACCUGCUCCAAAACGCGGAACAGAUUAUGCCCAUCAAUUAUGGUCUGCAGGACUUGGUAAGGGACAUUCAUUCCUACCAGAACCUGCUCGCCCGCGCUCAUUGCCUGCUUCCAAAACAGUACCUCGCCAAGUUUGAAUGGAGUGCCACCGGAAAUGCUGGAGGACUGUGGUCGACUGAGCUCGCUGAUCUCCGUGUAUCAAGCCGAUUCGAUGCAGGACGAGCUCCGUUGGUAGCGGGAUCGCGCCGUCGCCUGCGGGGAAACGAUGAUGAGAUAGUCGACGUUUCUGUUCCAGCCAUUGCGAACGCAGACUAUCGCAGCUCCGAGAUCGUUGGUUCACAAUUUUCAACGUUUUGGUCUCGUGAACCCUCAACGUCGUUGGCAACUGCGAUAGGUUGCACUAGCCUUGUUGGCGAAUACUGCCACGUAAGCACACGCCACAGAAUGACGGGCCCCAAUAUCGUAACCACCGACCCGGUGGGUACGAUGAUGGUGGUUACCCACUGGGUCGGUGGUUACGAUGAUGUUGAUAUCAUACGCCGCGCGCUAGAUCGCUUCGGAGAAACUCUUCCUUCACGGCUGGACUAA
Anopheles cruzii is the source of this 1347-nucleotide messenger RNA. RefSeq lists its product as uncharacterized. NCBI's taxonomy places the organism in Eukaryota, Metazoa, Arthropoda, Insecta, Diptera, Culicidae. The record is from RefSeq and is a predicted model, not a curated record. The transcript has 2 exons. Bases 67 to 1347 code for a protein of 426 amino acids.